CUUCAGUCACCACGAUGUGUAAUACAUUAAUAAAUGUUGAAAGUGAGAAGAAUAUACCUAUAGAGAUCGAACUUGAUGGCAUCAUCGACAUCAGUGACAGCGAAGAUGAAUUGCCACCAUCAGAAAGAAGAUUUAAUAGGUCUUUACCAGGUCAGAGGUGUGAUGAAAAUUGGAGCAAUCUUAAGGAGGAUUCCCCACUCAGUUCGACAAGGAAACGAAAGUGGGUUUCAGCCACUGGAUCAAGUGAACAAGGGAUUGAGGAAGAUAUUAUAAUGAAGAAAUUUAAUGCGCAUAAAGAUGAAAAUCCCAAGCGCUUCUCAUUGACGAUGUGCUCACGGAUUCCUAAUGCAUCUUUUGGAGGUCAACAUGUUGAAGAAAAUAAGAGCUCCACUGAAGGGGAAACACUUGACCAUUUGCAAACGAGUGGAAGUUUACAUGAGAAGGUAGGGAACACUUGUAUGGGUGACACAGAGAAUGUGCUGGAAGAUGUUCGUUCAAAUGGUGAAAGUGAGAAUUAUGGUGCACAUGUGGUGAAAGGCGAUUUACAUUUGGAUGAUAAUCAAAUUAAACUUAUCCAAGGUAAUCAAUCGAAUUGGAAAUUUGGGGCGGACAUGCUUUCUUCCUUCGAAGAGGAUCCUGAGAUUUCUAUGAAAGCUGUUUGUGCCCUUUGUCGACAGCAAACAUUGCAGGAAAAAUCUGAGCAAGAUCCACUGGGUUACAAUGCGAAGCGUGGGUUUGGCGCGUUUUAUGUAAUCAGUCCAUGUCUGCACUUCCUUUCGAAAAGUUAUUUGUUUGCUCUUUAUGUGUUCGUGUUUCAAGCUUCAUACUUUGGUGUGAGAAUCUUUUCCUAUCCGGCUGCACCAUUUCUUAUCUACUUGAGGUUGAACACGAUUGAUGGACCAGGGGAACUGAAAUAGCUGCUUUUCUCGCGGAUGGAGAUCAAGAGGGCGGCCUAAAGAAGUCCAUUGAGGAGUUGAAUCUGUGGGAUCGUAAAGCCCUUGAAGAACGCAAGAUGUUAGCUAGAAUCCAUUCAAAUCAGUUAUUCAGAAUAUAUAAAGCUAAAGAAGAUCCUUUCUUCCUUCCUAGUUCAGCAAAUUAGUUAUGUUGAAACAUCGGGUAAUACAAUGCUAUAAGACA
Molecule: messenger RNA, 1137 nt
Organism: Papaver somniferum (opium poppy)
Lineage: Eukaryota; Viridiplantae; Streptophyta; Magnoliopsida; Ranunculales; Papaveraceae
Exons: 3
Coding region: 15-917 (300 amino acids)
Source: RefSeq, a predicted model, not a curated record